UGUUUCGAUAGUAAAAACCAUCGAUACUAUCGAUAGUGCCUUCGAUAGUUUUCAAACUCUAGAAGAUUCUUUAUAGGAAAAUAAUUGUAAAAAAAAUGGGAGUCACAGGUCUGUGGAAACUGGUUGAACCUUGUGGUAAUCCUGUUCCUGUAGAGACUUUAGAAGGCAAAAUUUUAGCUGUGGACAUAUCUAUUUGGCUCCAUCAGCUUGUCAAGGGAUUUCAAGACAACCAUGGAUCCUCGCUCCCACAUGCUCAUUUACUUGGUCUGUUUCAUCGUCUGUGUAAACUACUUUAUCAUAGGGUGCGACCUGUUUUUGUUUUCGAUGGAUGUGUACCACAGCUUAAACAGGAUACUAUAGCUAGAAGGCAGCAACAACGCAGCAAACUGAAUAGUGAAGCGGAUCGAAUACAAGCUCUUUUGCUACAAUCCCUCGCAAAGGAAAAGGUAGUGCACCAAGCAUUAGGUGCAAAUGCUGAACUUUUAAUUCAGUCACCUAGCAAAAGGGUUAGCGUUGCAAAUAAGGUAGAAAAAGAUAAAGAUGGCAUGUUCAAAUUACCAAAACAACCAGAUGAAGAGGAACCAGUGGUAGACACAAAUAAUAUGAACACUUUAUUAGAACCAUCUACAUCCACGAAAGAUUUCUCUUUCGACGAAUCGAAUCCUUGGAGGGAAUACAAUGCGAAUUUGCAAGCAAUUGAUGUGCUCAGCGAACAUUUUAAAAGUCUGCCGGCAGAAAUCCGCCAUGAAAUAUUGUUAGAUAUUAAAGAAACGCGAAAACAAUCAUCGUGGGGCCGUCUACAUAAGCUACCAUCGUGUAGCCAUGAAUUUAGUUCAUUUCAAAUGAAACGUUUGCUAAAACGCCGUGCGGUCCAAGAAAGUAUUCAGGAAACCGAAAAGGAGAUGGGUGAACGCGCAUUGACCUUUACAGACUUAAAAAACUUGUUUACUGAAGAUGGUAUUCUAGAACCUGAUAACGUGAAUAAAAUCACGAAACCAGUAUGCUCAGAUGAGGCAAUUCGGUUUACAUUGGUUCGAGAUUUACAAAAAAACUUAGAUAAAAAUAAAGAUGUAGCAGACGUUCCUAAGCAAGACAGUGAAACAAGAACAAACUUGAAAAUAAACAAAAAUGAAAAGGUAAACAUGGAACAGGUGGGACUACCCAGGGAACAGUAUGAUACAGAUUUGAAGAGAGCAAUUGCAAUCUCAUUGGAAGACGUUGCAUUGUCUGUCUACAGUACGGAAGAUUGCGAGUACGAACCAAAUCAGAAUCUUAGACUAAAUAGAAAGCAAAGAAACCAAUUAAAAAAUUCCGCCAUUGGACCUGCUCGUGCUUUUAUGCUUGAAUACGGAGGAAUGAACCGCGAAGAAGUAGAAGGAGUACUGAAGAAAACCCAUGAGGAUUAUGGUGUUGGCAAGGCCAUAUCAGCUUUUUUGGAAGAUAAGCAAUAUGAAGCAAAUUAUGCAGAGGAAAUUAAAAUCAACGAAGCAGCGCAAUAUAACCAAAAGCCGGCAGGAUUCAGACAAGAAAUAUCCCUUCGAGUAAGCGACAGUUCGGAAGCAGACUCAGAUUUCGAAGAGGUUGAGGAUAACGUCCUAGCGGCUUCAGAACUCGGGUCUAAAAACAGCUUACAAGUUAUUAUAGAGCUAAAUGACCAAUUAUUGUCAGAAGAUGACUUAUUUUCCGAUGUUUUUGGAUCCUCACCGAAGAGAACUGCUCAUAUUGAUAAGGAAGAACGCCUCUGUGAACUCUCUAUAUCUUCACCAGAAAAUUGUGAAAGCAUUGUUGUACACAAUAUAAUGGCGGCAAGCGGGAAGUGUAGUGAAAUAAAAAACGAUGAAGAAAUGCAAUAUGAUAAAACAAAUGCUUUGCCUUAUGUUUUAAAUAUGAAUGAUGAUAAUAAAAAAAUGUCAUCUAUAUUAGAUGAGUUAAAAAAGCAAGCAGAUAAUGUCAAAAAUUUAAAUUUAGAUGACGUAAAUAUUUGCGAGUCAGAUGAAAAAUUCAGGUCGAAAAAUGAGAUUAUUGAAAUCUAUGAUAGCGAUGAUCAGAAACUUAGCUCAGAAGUAACACCAAGUAAAUCAACAAAAUUUAGAACGCCUUCGAAAGACAAAAGCAUUAAAGAAUAUUUCGAAACCAAAUAUGUGGUGAAACGAACUCCAGAAAGUGAUAAAACUGAACAGGAGGAGAAGCAAGCAUCUAACGUUAACUCCCCCUUUUUUGUUAAGAAGUCUCCGUCAUCUCAUCGAAAACGAUCCGUUCGUAAGAUUAGCGCAUCACCUAUUCAUGGGCACAAGCUAUCAAGGGUGUCCAAAACGCUGUUCGAGAGUGCCACCACAACGUCUGAAAAAAAACUGGAGAUAAAGGAAGAUGGUCCUGAUUUGAAAUCUGAGGAUGUACCAAAAAGUGCUGUUGGUAUUCUUAAACAACAAAAAACUACCGAACAACUUCAGUCUCUGGCAUCAGAUUUAGUCAAAGAACGAAGAGAUUUAGAAAACGAACGUAACCGCCAAGAUCGAAUGGGCACCGCAAUUACCCAUAACAUGCACACCGAAUGUCAGGAGUUGCUGAAGCUUUUUGGUGUCCCCUAUAUUAUAGCGCCAAUGGAGGCCGAAGCACAGUGUGCCUUCCUAGAAUCAGUAAACUUAACGAAUGGCACGAUUACUGAUGACAGUGACAUCUGGCUAUUCGGAGGUAGAACAGUAUAUAAGAACUUCUUUGAGCAAAAUAAACACGUUUUGAAGUUUGAAGCCGAUAAAAUUAGACACACCUUUAACUGCGAUCGCGAGCAAUUGAUACAACUAGCUUGCCUUGUAGGCAGUGACUAUACAACAGGGAUACAUGGAAUAGGUACUGUUACAGCAUUGGAAAUCUUAGCAACAUUCUCAUUGAAAUCAAAAAAUUCACAAGAAUCGUGUACCAGAAAUGACACCACAACUGAUGCUGUUCUUUCUGCGUUAUACCGUUUUCGAGACUGGUUAAAAGUACAUAAGAAUUUAUGCCAGCCUGUUGGUAGCUCCACAUGUCUUAAGCUUAGAAAAAAGUUGAAUAACAUCGAAUUAAAUGAAGGAUUUCCUAGUCCUGCAGUUGUUGAAGCCUAUUUGUUUCCGAAAGUUGAUGAUAGUAAAGCCGCGUUCCAGUGGGGUUAUCCCGAUGUUGACUCUUUAUACGCUUUUACAAAAAGAGUAUUCGGCUGGACAGCAAAUAAAACGGAUUCAGUACUUAAACCCGUGUUAAAAAGAAUGAACGAUAAGCAAACGCAAGCUAGUAUUCGAAAUUAUUUUACGAUAAAGAGUGCCCUUAAGCCUCGAGAAUUAAAGAUAAGUAAACGUGUUCAGAAAGCUAUCGAUACUAUGGCUAGUGCGGCAGAUACAUCUGACAUCAUCGACAUCAAACCUGCAAAACGAAGCCGUCGAACCAAAAAACAAAAUGAUGCUUCGAAAACACAGCAACAAUUGGAGCUGGAUUCAAAUGGCCCUGAUGCAAUGACAAAUAUAGUGGUAGAUAUUCCAAGCACAAGUGCCUCAUGUUUGGCUCACAAAAUGAGUAAAAGUACACCGAGACUUCUUGAAACCAAAGAAGUUAUCCCACAGCGCGAAAAAGAUAUUCAGAAGAUGCGUCAAAGAAAACAAAAGGCAGCAGCUGUAUUAAGAAAAUCUAGGGCUCUGGCCUCCAUUACUACUGGCAUAGAGGAGAGGCGUGCAAAUUAAUAAUCGCUUAUUUGUAAUACAGAUGUUGUUUAUUAAAUGAAUGCGGAAAUAUUAUCUUACUGCUUAAUACAUAACUGUUGAAGACAUGAACUACAUACCCACAUUCAUAUGGCAUUGCAUCCUUUAAUUUUUCCAAACAUGGCAACAUUGGCAAUCAACGAUUGGCGGCUCAGUUACUAACCACCGAAGCAAGGCUGAGCCACUCGCUCAUCAGCCGCCAAAGCAAACGCGUCACAUAAACAACCAUUGUUUAAUAAAUUGAAUACAGUUUGUGAACUGCGUCUAUUAUUGUAAAUAAACUUAUGAUACAUACUGAAAGUAUACCAAGCAGAAACUGUGUCUCAUUAAUACCCGAAACCUAAACAUGGUCCUUCGGCGCCAUUCAAACGAGCCGGCACCGAAUAAAUUUUCGUAUUAAAUCAAUGCUUUGGCGGCCCAAAAGUUUAUUUUCUCAUUCCGUGCGAUUAUUAAAGAAACUUGCGUAUGUGCAGUGCAUAAUCAGCGCUUAAGAACAACAUAAAAAAAAACAAUAUUCCCAACUACUCGCAAAAUAAAAGUGACAGGAAAUCAAAAACAAAUCCCAGAAUCUAUACUGGAAAUAUAUUUGGUGCACCUAAAUAAGAAAAUAAAUUUACAACAAAAUAUAAACGAAGUCACCAGAGCUGGCUCUAGAAGUCACCCACAAAAAAAAACAACAGCACGAAUAAACCUAAUCUAAUAAAGAAAAAAAGCGUUGUAAUAGCUGGACAGCAGAUCAGCAGCAGAGAGAUCGCUUAACAACAUCGAUACCAACAAGCAGAGGGAGCACCAAACAACAAGACGAUAAGUACCCACACCCCUAUAUAUACAGAUAUAUAAGCUUAUCAAAUGUAUAUGCAUGUACAUACGUACAUAUCUAUAGAAGAACAAAUCCCAUUACACUCAUUAGAUGUCCGAGCUAACAUUCCAAGCCGGUCAUUAACCCCAACAGCUGUGUCUCCAGCAACGUGUGUCAUCCCUUUGGUACAUACAGACAUACGUACGCAAAUCUGCCGCUCAACAUUAUUUCCACAUAUAACGCAGUUUUAUAAAUAUGUAAGUUAUAAGUAAUAACAUAACUUUGGGCUGCUCCAGUAAAUACGCUUUGAGACAGUCAUCCCGCUCAUUUUUGUUUAUUUGGAUCUCAUAUUCUUCUGCUAUCCCAGCAUAAUCCAGUUCAAUAACUAUCAACUGCACUCUCUAUGUAGUUGCUAAUUUCAACCCCCACAUUCGUACAUAUUUAUACAUGCAUAAACAUAUGUAUAUAGAAUAUUUCUUUUGCGCGCAGUAAUUUUUUUGUUUAUGCCAUUUCCUUUUCAUGCGAUUACCUCAAUCUCACGAUCAUACGCAACGCAUAUGCAUAUACCUACAUAUAUUCGGCAUAUACAUAAAUACCCACCUACCCUCUCGCUAUCCCAUUGCAGCAUAAUUUCCGUUUGACUUAUUACACCAAAUUUGCAAGCGUACAAAUAGACAUACGCAUAUACACACAAGAGCUCAACAGUGUGUUUGUUAAAGCCAAAAGCCUUCAACAGUUGGGAAACACUGUCUUGCUUUUCGGCUCUGUGGUAUGCUGCAAAGAGACAAACUACCGAAAAGCAACCGGUGUUUCCGUUACGAUAUUGUAUGCUUAUAUAAGUAUGUAACUCAGAUUUUUGAGGGCAGUUUAGUUGAUCAGUUACGUUGACAUCAGUCAUUCGCGCUUCAGACCGUUCUACCUAGGCAGCAGCAACCUACGCACUUUGAUGUACUUUCUUGUAACCGCCCUGAGAAUAAAGUAAAAUUAGUCUUUUUACUAAUAUAACCGUUUUACGUCUUUUAUUCCUACCUUUUAUAAACGUCAUAUUUGUUGCGAGUUUGCACCGGCGUACAAAGGAGGGUUGCCACUCAGAGAUUUGGUCCAACGAGCCGUCGAACUCUGUCAACAAGCAAUUUUAUCAUCCACAUAUGUAUUUCCUUUUUUACAUACAUCAAAUCAAAGUGCGUGUGAAAUAUUGGUUGAGCAAGUAGUGAUUUCAAUAAAAUAGUGAGAAAAAAACCAGAGUAAAUAGUGCGUCAAAAGUCGAUAUUUAUUUCACGAGUGCUUAGGGCUGAUUAUUCGGGCGUUUUUAAAAAUAUCUGUAAAACCUAAUUUAUAUAUAAAAAGGUAUGUGUAAGGGAAAUUACUACACAAAGUGAAAAAGAAAAUAGCACGGACGUAUGUAUGCACGAGAACAGAAAACUGGAGAGUGGAAGCUUUCAUUUACAAAAAGUGAGUUUUUUCGUAAUUCGUCUGAAUAUUUGUUUCCCAUAUACUCUCAUGACAUUCAACUUUCAUUUCUUAUUUAAAUUCAAAAGUGAUUAUUUCCGAGUUAUACAAUUUUUGAAGUUAUCUAAAUUCCCCGCCAAUUUCACUUUCUUCAAUAUAUGAUUUUGUACAUAUAUGUAUGUAUGUAUAGAUGUAGUAAUAUUACCAAUUUGUUCUCACAAAACAUUUUUUGGUAUUAGUAUAGUUUUUAGCUCUUUUGUGCUCAUGUACAUAAUACGUACGUACAUAAGUACAUAUGUGCAAUACAUAAAUAACUAGAUAAUUGCUCAUAAAUAGCAUACGAGAACGUACAUACUUCCAAUUUAUUCCAGUCUCUCAUUAUUUUGUUUCGCACAUACAUAUUAACUUACAUACCCGAGCUAAGGUCUUGCACUCGACAUUGGAUGAUCUUCAAAUUUGAUCAGGUAGAAAAUAUAUGAAAGUGCGCAAGCAUAUGCAUAUGUGUGUUUAUGUGUAUUUACAAUAUU
Rhagoletis pomonella (apple maggot) is the source of this 6500-nucleotide messenger RNA. RefSeq names its product DNA repair protein complementing XP-G cells homolog (gene mus201). NCBI's taxonomy places the organism in Eukaryota, Metazoa, Arthropoda, Insecta, Diptera, Tephritidae. Bases 96 to 3707 code for a protein of 1203 amino acids. Gene Ontology annotation, cellular component: nucleus. The record is from RefSeq and is a predicted model, not a curated record. Gene Ontology annotation, molecular function: DNA endonuclease activity; single-stranded DNA binding. The transcript has 9 exons. Gene Ontology annotation, biological process: nucleotide-excision repair.